AUGGAUAAUUAAGAAUUUUAAUCAAUUCAAAAAGAAAGAUAGUCUUUAUAAGAAAGAGAUGUAGGAAUUACCGCAUUCCUAAAUGAAGGAAACGUUAUCAAAGGUAUAACAAAAAGUCGAAUAUCAGAUUUUAUAGUAAACGAAGUCACUCCGCAAAAAGAAAUAUUAUAUCCACAAGAAACCUAAACUUAGGUAUAAGAUGAAGGAUAAUAAUAAUAAUAAAUCAAAUAAUAAGUAUAAAAAGAGCUUAUUUAAAAAAAGAAAGAAGUUAUUCAAAAAGAAGAACUUUCAAAAGACCAAAUUUAAAAAAUGAAUGAUUUAUUAACUCCUGAAAUAGGUGAAAAAUUAUAAAAAGCAUUGUCUGAUAUAUACAAUGGUUUGAAUCCAAAUUAAAGCGAAUUCGAGUUCAAUGUAAAUUGUCCUUAAGAAAAAGAAAAAAGAUUAGAAAUACAUUAGUUUGUUAGAGAAAAUCUUCCUAAUUUUGAUUCUGAGACAUAAGAUUAGGUUAUAAGAAUUUUUUAUACAAAAAAUAAAUCUAAAAGAUUUUAAAGAAAUAAUAAUGAUAACAAUAACAAUAAUAGGAAAAAAAUUAUUUUUUAAGCUACUCUUUUUAAAACAGGGUAAGAUACAUUUAAUGCUAUUUAAAAUAUUUGCAGAUUCUUAAAAGUUUCUACCAGAAAUAUUGGAUCAGCAGGUUUAAAAGAUAAAAGAGGAAUUACUACUUAAGCAAUAAGUAUUUCCAUGCAUAAUACUAAUGAAGAAUAAUUCAAAAGUAGAAUAAAAAAUGCUAAAUGGUAUAAUAUGAAAUUAUAAAAUAUAAAAGAAGUAAUUAAACCUAUUAAAAUGGGUGAUUUAUAUGGAAAUCAAUUCUCAGUAGCUAUCAGGCUUAUAGAUUUUAAAGAAGAAGAUGUUCAUAUAAAUAUACAAAAUCUCAUCAAAUAUGGAUUUAUUAAUUAUUUUGGAAUGUAAAGAUUCGGAAAUAAUCCAGAUUCUUAAACACACGUUAUAGGAAAACUUUUAUUAUAAAAAUAAUGGGAAUAAGCUUUUGAAUUAAUUGUAGGUUAAAAUGUUUAAAAUGAUAAUUAAGUAAAUGAAUAUAAAAGGAAAUUUUUAGAAGAUAAAACUAAAGUAAAAGAAGCAUUAAAAAACAUUUCUUUUAAAUACAAAAUAGAGCGUACAGUUAUAUAAGGAUAUGAAAAAUGCGGAAUGAAUGGAAACUAUAUGUAAGCUAUUUGCUAAUUAAAUAGAAGUACUAGGGCUUUAUAUUGUCAUGCUUAUUAAAGUUAUUUAUGGAAUUAAUUAGCUUCUAUCCGUAUAGAAAAAUAUGGCAAAAAAAUAAUUUUAGGGGACAUUGUGGCCAAAAGGAAAGAAUUUUUCACAAAUAGCAUUAAUUAAGAAAAAAACUAAGAUGAUUAAUAAUAGAGAGAAGAUGAAGAAUAAAUAAUAGAAGAUGAUUAUUUUGAAUAUUAAGGAAUUAAUGAUUUUAAUAUAUGUAUUGUAGAUUAAAAUAAUAUAGAUUAAUUCAGUAUUAAUGAUAUUGUUAUUCCUAUUUUUGGUGCCAAAAUUAACUUCCCUAUAGAGUAAUUUAAUUUGAAAAACGAACUUUAAUAAAUACUUGAUGAUUUGACAUUAAAAAACUUCGAAUAAAUAAACCAAGAAUUCUUUGUUGAAGGAGGAUAUAGGUAUUUAAUUUAAUAAACAGAGAAUUUCGAGUAUACAUUGAAUAAAUUUAAUGUAAAAACUGAAGAUAUUUUAACCCCUUUUUAUAAUCAUAAAUAGGAUUUAAAUGAUGAAAAUGGAAAAUAUACGGCCCUUUGUAUGAGGUUUAUAUUAUAAAAAGGCAGCUAUGCUACUAUGCUUAUUAGGGAAGCGACUAAACUAACUUCUGAUUUUUAAACAUAGAUUAAGUUAAAUUAGGAAUUUGAAAAAAUUUGA
Ichthyophthirius multifiliis is the source of this 1935-nucleotide messenger RNA. Its product is annotated as pseudouridine synthase, putative. Gene Ontology annotation, cellular component: nucleus. Lineage: Eukaryota; Ciliophora; Oligohymenophorea; Hymenostomatida. Gene Ontology annotation, molecular function: pseudouridine synthase activity; RNA binding. Gene Ontology annotation, biological process: pseudouridine synthesis. The record is from RefSeq and is a predicted model, not a curated record. The transcript has 2 exons.